AUGACGGUUCAGGACUGGCAAGACAUUGCUGCGGGCAAGAAGCAGGCCGUUGAUGACUCAAUUCCUCCCGAAUGGCGGUUGGGAAAAAUCCCUAGUGUAGAAGAAGUUCGCAACGCCAGAGAAUUUAUAGAAGAGGCGCUUACUAAGGAGGAGAGGGAGAUCACUAAUCUCCCCAUUAAGGAAUUGAGUGGGAAGUUAGCUUCCAGAGAGUUAACUUCGGUUGCUGUAACUAGGGCAUUCUGUCACCGGGCAGCCUUAGCGCACCAACUUACCACUUGUUGUAGUGAGAUUUUUUUCGAUAGAGCGUUGCAAAAGGCACAAGAACUUGACGAAUUUCUCAUGAAGGAGGGUAAGACUAUUGGACCACUUCAUGGGGUUCCCAUUUCACUUAAGGAUCAGGUCAAUUUGGAAGGAAUCGACUCUGCUAUUGGGUAUGUAUCACUUGUAAACAAACCAAAGAGUAAGGAUGAAGUGUCAAACAUUGCCACCAUUUUAGAGGAUGCUGGUGCGGUGUUUUACGUCAAGACCACGACCCCCAUGGCCAUGAUGGCAGCCACUACGGUGUCCAAUAUCUAUGGAUAUACCCUUAAUGCGUACAAUAGGAAACUCACCAGUGGUGGAUCUUCUGGUGGAGAAGGCGCGUUAAUAGGCGCUCGCGGAUCGCUUAUCGGCUUAGGCACAGAUUUAGGCGGAAGUAUCCGAACUCCAAGUAUGUUCCAAGGAUUGUAUGGGUUGAGGCCAAGUUCAAAUAGACUCCCGUAUUGUAAAGUGACCAAUUCAUAUGCCAAUGCGCCGAUCAUUUGUUCGGUGAUUGGCCCCAUGAGUUGGGAUUUGGACGCAUUGGAACUCCUCACCAAGGUGGUACUUGAAGCCAAGCCAUGGUUGAAAGACCCCAAGGUACCCCCGAUCCCCUGGAGAGAUGUCAGGUCGACCUACCCAAAGAAAUUGAGCUUUGCCAUGCUCACGGGGAACGGGUUGGGACGACUUCACCCUCCAAUUGAAAGAGCGCUUAAAUUGGCGCGACAAGCGCUUGAGGCUCAGGGGCAUCAAGUGAUUGAAUGGGCGCCUCCCGUGAGUGUGGUUGAGUGUCGUAAGUUCUCUGCCGGUGUUUUCAGUAGUGAUUCGUACAAGGAGAUUGUUGACGAGUGUAGUAAAUCGGGUGAACCACUCGUCAAGGCCGUGUUUAGUCUUGCUGGAACCUCGGGUGGUUUACCAAAGGGGGUUUCGCACAUCCAUGAGCAUUGGGAUCAAGCCAAGACCAAGUACGAGUACCAACAGCUAGUGGACGCGUACUGGCAGUCUACCGCAUCUGAGACCACCACAGGUCGGCCCGUGGACGCGGUGAUCAUGCCGCAAUGGGAGUCAUGUUCCUUCAAGCCUGACGAUUUGGCGCUUUUCAGCAGAUCGUAUUCGGUGGCAACCAACGUGUUGGACUACGCGUGUGUGGUGACGCCUGUCACAGUGGCAGACAAGUACAUUGACGUUAAGGAUGAGUCGUACAUUCCUCUCAAUGAUCACGACCAGAAGUUGUACGACUACUACGAUGCCGAGCUUUUCGACGGCGUCCCUGCGGGUGUCCAAGUGGUCACCCCAAGAUACGAAGAGGAGAGAGCUCUCUAUCUCUCUAGUGUAUUACGAGACGCUCUUUAA
[Candida] anglica is the source of this 1650-nucleotide messenger RNA. Lineage: Eukaryota; Fungi; Ascomycota; Pichiomycetes; Serinales; Debaryomycetaceae. The record is from the annotation of a GenBank genome assembly.